AUGUAUGGACCAGUAUUUGGAUCAAGUGAUUUAGAGAUGAAAGAACAAUUUAAUUGGUCAGCACAAGCUCACACAUAUGAAAAAAGAAUUAUUAAUAUUCAAGGAUUUUCUGUAGAUGAAUAUGAAGUUUUUCAAAAACCUUCAUUGGCCGAAGCUAUCACGAAACUUUUAGCACCUGGUGGACAGAAUUUCGCGGUUCUUCUUUUAAAUAUAAAUUCAAAUUUACUGCUUUUGGAUUUUGAUCGUAAACACAAUAAUUGGGAUAUUGAUCCAAUAUUAUUAUUUGAUGCAUCUACUGUAAAACAAGAAAGUUCAAAGAGUAUUUGUCGACAUCUUCAACAGGAAUCAAAAGAUGUUGAUUAUGUCGUACUUUGGUUAGAUUGUGAUCGGGAAGGUGAAAACAUAUGUUUUGAAGUUAUCGACAAUGUACGUAAUAAUAUGAAAUCAUCUCCUGGAGAAACUAAAGAAAGUAGAAUUUUACGUGCUAAAUUUUCCGCUAUCACAAAAGUUGAUAUUCGAAGAGCUAUGGAUAAUUUAAUUUAUCCAAAUAAGAAUGAAGCUUUAGCGGUGGAUGCUCGUCAAGAGUUAGAUCUUAAAAUUGGAUGCGCAUUUACAAGAUUUCAAACUAGAUUUUUUCAAGGAAAAUAUGGAAAUCUUGAUUCUAGUGUAAUUUCAUAUGGUCCAUGUCAAACUCCCACUCUUUCAUUUUGUGUUUCGAGAUAUGAUCAAAUUCAAUCUUUUAGUCCUGAAUCAUAUUGGUCAUUAGCUGUAACUGUCGCUAAUAAUGAACAAGACUUGAAUGUUAAUUGGGAAAGAGCUAGAGUUUUUGAUAAACAAGUAACAAAUUUAUUUCUGGAUACAAUUAAAGAUUUUAAAGAAGCAAAAGUUGUUUCUGUUAAUUCGGUACAUAAGACAAGAUCAAGACCACAUGCUUUGAACACGGUGGAAUUAUUAAAAUUUGGAUCAUCAUAUCUUGGAAUUGGACCAAAUGAAACAAUGUCUAUAGCGGAACGACUUUAUAUCCAAGGUUAUGUUUCAUAUCCAAGAACAGAAACUACCACAUAUUCAAAAAAUUUUGAUAUCUAUGAAGUUUUAAGAACUUUAUCCAAUCAUUCUUCAGGAAUUGAACAUCCAUCGGGAGGAACUGAUGUUGGGGAUCAUCCACCCAUAACACCAAUGAAAGUGGCACAUGAAAAUAUUGAAUUAUUUGGAGAUUCAUGGAAAGUUUAUAAUUAUAUUACUAGACAUUUUUUGGGUUCUGUAAGUUCCAAUCAGAAAUAUUUAAAAACCAAUGUCAUUAUUAAAAUUGGGGACGAAAAUUUUGAGACGUCUGGAACACGAACUACGGAACCGGGAUUUACCACGAUAAUGAAUUGGCAUUCGAAAUCUGAUAAAAAUAUUCCGGAUUUUCGGUUAGGUGAAAUAUUAAAAGUGAAGAGUAUUAAAAUAGCAGAAGGACAAACUAGUCCACCUGAUUAUUUAACUGAAAGUGAAGUUAUCAGUCUGAUGGAAAAACAUGGUAUAGGAACUGAUGCUUCAAUACCAGUUCAUAUUAAUAACAUUUAUUUAUCUCUUCCUACAAUGCGAAGUGAUGUCGAGAAGCAAUUAAAUUAUAUAGCAAAUGGACAAGCUAAUCAUUCAGAAGUUUUAGAACAUUCAAUAAAUUUAUUUAGAGCAAAAUUUAAAUAUUUUAGAGAAAAGAUUGAACUUAUGGAUGAAUUAUUCGAAGCUACUUUUUCACCACUUGCCGCAACAGGAAAAGUUUUGUCAAAAUGUGGAAAAUGUAAACGUCCCCAACGUUUACAUUGUCCAAAUUGUAGUGAAACUUAUUCUUUACCCCAAAACGGAAGCAUAAAGCUUUAUAAAGAACUUCGAUGCCCACUUGAUGAUUUUGAAUUGGUAUUAUUCUCUACCGGGUCUAAAAGUGUUGGGUACCCUUUAUGCCCUUAUUGUUAUAAUCACCCACCUUUUGAAGAUGCUAGAAAAGUUUGUUCAUGUCAAUUGGAAUCAUGUAAUGGUCAAAUGGUAUUAGAUGCCACAUCUGCACCAAGAUGGAAAUUAUCUUGUAAUGGAUGUGUGUCAUUUUUAAAAGAUGAAACUUGUGAUAAUGAAGAUUGUAGUGCAACCAUUUUAAAAAUUGAAUAUCUUGAAAAGCAAAAUAAAAAACCAAUAGAAGGGUGUAUUAUGUGUGAUGAAGAAGUUUCUGAAUUAUUGGAUAACAAGAUUGGCAUUGCUGGUAGUAAUAAUAAUAAUAGAGGAGGAUGGAGGAGAGGAAGAAGGGGUGGAAGAAGAGGUAGAGGUCGUGGAGGUCAUAGGAGAGGUAGAGGAAAUAGGAGAGGGGGAGGAAGAACUCGGGGAUGA
Messenger RNA from Diversispora eburnea, 2361 nucleotides. The record is from the annotation of a GenBank genome assembly. NCBI's taxonomy places the organism in Eukaryota, Fungi, Glomeromycota, Glomeromycetes, Diversisporales, Diversisporaceae.